AAAGAAAGAUGAUGUAAGAAUGCAAGAAAGCAGAGAACUUUGUGUUUUCUUUGUUGAAGAAGAAGCGUGUGAGAUGACAUAGCCGUCACGUGGGGAUCCGUUAUCUGGAAAAUCCGAUAUUCGCACGAAGAUGAGACUAAGUUCGGUUUCGGAUGAGUUUGGAGCCUGAAUAUUACGAUUAAAACUGACUUCGCCUCUCUUUCCACCCCUUCCGGCUUCGAUCUCGCUGUCUUGCUCAGGACCAACCUGAUGCCACUCUCUUCCUGUCAUCCAUUUGUACCCCCUUUGUCAGGCGCAUCUGCGAUUUUUUUCAGGCAGGGCAUCUGAAAAUGCUUGAUGGGUUCGUCGAGUUCUUCAUGUUGAAGGAAGAACUCGACGAAGCUUCUUUAGAGAAAGGUAACUUCUUUCAGAUUCCACCUUUGCAUUGAUUAAUUAAUUCUCUCUGCGUGAUUUUUCAGACGAAAUGAUUUUUGCCCAUUUCACCGUUUUCGUUGGCAGUACUUUGGAUACAAAAUAUAAUGUUAAAUUCAUAUACUUCUAUCAAAAUAAUUUCCGUGUAUUUUUUAAAUUUUUGAUAACAAUAAUAAUUUUAAGGUAUGGUUGAGGGGGAAAAUAUCGAAUUUAUUUUUCUACAUUGUUUAUUAUUUCAGCAUUUGUGAAAUUUGCCGAAAAAAAAAACAGGUAUUUUUCGUAUUUGUGAAUAAACCCUAAACCCCUGGAAACCCAAGUCAGGGAACCUAAUCUGCGUCUUCUGGAUAUUUGUCUUGACUGAAAAUUUUAUGUCGGAAGAGAGAACCCAGUUGGGUUGAGAGCAGAACCAAGCGGAAAGUUGUUUCCUUUGCUUGAAAACUGGGGGAGGAGGAGGAGGAGAAAAGUUCACUGUUGGAGCGAGUUCUAGAGCCAUGAUUAAUUAUCGAUAUCCCUUUCUAGAAUGCGAUUCACGAAGCAAAUAAGCCUCUUUUUGGGGCAGACAACAAAGAUUCGCUGUCGGCCUUUCUCUUCGAAUCCAUCUCUGUCGAGAUCGUAUCUCGCCGGCAGGAGCAUCUCGGUGUCUGGUUCGACUCUGUUUCUUAUCCCGAAGUGUAGUGGUUGUAUUGGCGGAAGUUUCUUCCCUAUUCGUCGUCGACUCUGGGGACAUGCUGCCGAGCAGUUUUCGGAUGAUGAGUACGAGUGUGAAUUCGAGGAACAUAAGGCAUCAUCCUCAGUGGCCAAUAUAGAUGAGUGGAAGUGGAAACUGGGAAUGCUGUUGCGGAAUGAAAAUGAACAAGAAAUUGUAUCUAGGGAUAAAAGAGAUCGAAGAGAUUAUGAACAGAUCUCGAAUCUGGCCAAGAGGAUGGGACUGUACAGUGAGAUCUAUGGGAAAGUGGUGGUUGCGAGCAAGGUUCCUCUUCCCAACUAUCGCCCAGACUUGGACGAUAAGAGGCCACAACGAGAGGUGGUCCUUCCUUUGGGUUUGCAGAGAAGGAUCGAGGGGCUGCUUCAGGAACACCUUGAUAGGCAGCAGCUAAACUCAGGGAAAAAUGGUGAAAGUUCAGCUGAGCCUCAGCCUAACAAGCAGACCGAAGAAAUUCCUGAUGAAAACUCCUAUUCAUUUCUUGAUGGGUCGUUAAUGGAAAAGGUGCUUCAAAAGAGGAGUUUACGCAUGCGUAAUAUGCAGAGAGGCUGGCAGGAAUCUGCUGAGGGAAAGAAGAUGAUGGAGUUUCGGAAGUCGUUACCUUCAUUCAAGGAAAAAGAAAGACUUCUUCAAGCAAUUGCUCAGAACCAGGUAAUAGUGAUUUCUGGGGAGACCGGAUGUGGUAAGACAACUCAACUUCCGCAGUACAUUUUGGAAUCAGAGAUAGAGUCUGGUCGGGGAGCAUUAAGAGUGUCGGCAGAGAGAGGAGAACCCCUCGGUGAAACAGUCGGGUUCAAAGUUCGAUUGGAAGGGAUGAAAGGAAAGAAUACCCAUCUGCUUUUCUGUACAAGUGGUAUUCUACUCAGACGGCUGCUCAGUGAUCGCAACUUGAGUGGCAUAACACAUGUUUUUGUUGACGAGAUUCAUGAGCGAGGCAUGAACGAAGAUUUUCUAUUAAUUGUGUUGAAGGAGCUUCUUCCACGGCGUCCAGAUUUGAGAUUGAUUCUGAUGAGUGCCACUUUAAAUGCCGAACUCUUUUCCAAUUAUUUUGGUGCAGCACCGAAAAUUCACAUUCCUGGCUUCACGUAUCCAGUGAAGGCGCAUUUUUUGGAGGAUGUUCUUGAAAUGACUGGAUGUAAGCUAACAUCUUUCAACCAAAUUGAUGAUUAUGGCCAAGAAAAGACGUGGAAAACACAACGGCAGCUAAUGCCACGCAGAAGGAAAAACAAGAUCACUAUUCUUGUUGAGGAAGCUCUCAGCAAAUCAAAUUUUGAAAACUAUAGCUCCCGGACACGUGAUUCACUUUCAUGUUGGAUGCCUGAUUCUAUAGGAUUUAAUCUCAUCGAGGCAGUUCUUUGUCACAUAUGCCGGAAAGAACGUCCAGGCGCUAUAUUAGUAUUUAUGACUGGAUGGGAUGAUAUCAGCUCUCUUAGGGACCAACUUAAAGCCCACCCCCUCUUAGGUGAUCCGAACAGGGUUCUGCUUUUGACAUGCCAUGGCUCAAUGGCAACUGCAGAACAGAGGCUCAUUUUUGAGAGACCACCUCCCGAUAUACGCAAAAUUGUUCUUGCUACGAAUAUGGCAGAAGCAAGUAUCACGAUAAACGAUGUAGUUUUUGUGGUUGAUUGCGGAAAGGCGAAAGAGACCACAUACGACGCUCUGAACAAUACACCGUGCUUGAUACCGUCGUGGAUAUCUCAGGCUUCUGCUCGGCAGAGAAAGGGAAGAGCAGGGCGGGUACAGCCUGGAGAAUGUUAUCACCUAUACCCGAAAUGUGUUUAUGAUGCUUUUGCUGAGUAUCAGCUUCCUGAACUUCUGAGAACUCCAUUGAACUCCCUCUGCUUGCAAAUUAAAAGUCUACAGGUUGAAAGCAUUGGAGAAUUCUUGUCUGCUGCUCUUCAGGCUCCUGAACCUUUGGCUGUGCAAAACGCUAUUGAGUUUCUGAAAAAGAUUGGAGCACUAGAUGAGAAGGAAAAUCUGACAAAUCUUGGAAAGUUCUUAUCAAUCCUUCCGGUUGAUCCCAAGUUGGGGAAAAUGCUAAUAAUGGGCGCUAUCUUCCGCUGCUUUGAUCCUAUACUUACCAUUGUAUCCGGGCUUAGCGUCAGAGAUCCUUUUCUCCUACCGCAAGACAAAAAGGCCUUAGCUGGAACAGCAAAGGCGAAAUUCUCCGCAAAAGACUAUAGUGACCAUAUGGCGCUUGUUCGCGCCUAUGAAGGUUGGAAAACCGCGGAGAGAGAAGGAUCGGCGUAUGAGUUCUCGUGGAGGAAUUUCCUCUCUGCUCAAACCCUUCAGGCAAUACAUUCUCUGAGGAAACAGUUCAGUUAUAUUCUGAAAGAAGCUGGUUUAGUGGUAGACGAUUCAUCGGUAAACAACAAGCUAAGUCACAAUCAACAUCUUGUGCGUGCUGUCAUUUGCUCUGGCCUUUACCCUGGAAUAGCAUCUGUUGUGCACAGAGAGACUUCCAUGUCUUUCAAGACAAUGGAUGAUGGUCAAGUAUUAUUAUAUGCGAACUCUGUAAAUUCUCGGUACGAGACUAUUCCGUACCCGUGGUUAGUCUUUGGCGAGAAAGUAAAGGUGAAUGCAGUUUUCAUCCGGGAUUCAACUGGUGUCUCUGAUUCCAUUCUGAUCCUUUUCGGCGGCGCCUUGAGCAAUGGGGUGCAGCUGGGGCAUCUGAAAAUGCUUGAUGGGUACAUCGAUUUCUUCAUGGACCCAAACUUGGCAGAGUCCUAUGUGAAGCUGAAGGAAGAACUCGACAAGCUUCUCCAGAAAAAGCUUGAAGAUCCGAGCAUUGACAUCCACAAAGAAGGGAAGUAUCUCAUGCUCGCGGUCCAAGAACUCGUGUCCUCAGACCAAUGCGAAGGAAGAUUUGUCUUCGGUCGGGACACCAAGAGACCAAACCAACCAAAAUCCGGGGAGGAGAAAUUCUCGAGAGACGGAACAAACCCGAAAAGCCUGCUUCAGACGCUUCUGAUGAGAGCAGGACACUCCCCACCAAAGUACAAGACGAAACAUCUGAAGACGAACGAGUUCAGAGCGCUUGUGGAGUUCAAAGGCAUGCAGUUCGUUGGCAAGCCUCAGAAGAACAAACAGCUCGCCGAGAGAAACGCAGCCGUCGAGGCUUUGGCCUGGUUAACUCAUACCUCGGAAAAUGGCUCUAACCUUGACGAUGGAAACCAGGUUGAUUCUUCUCCGGUUGAUGUCACUGACAAUAUGCUAAAACUCCUGGGAGGACGCCGCCGCCGGCGGAGAUCCAAGGGCAGGUUCUGUGUCUGAAACGUUAUCGUGGCUUCAAUGUCGGCGUUGAUGUUUCGCGCCAAAACCUCUGGAGGAAGCUUGCUUCCCUCGGGAAGAAAGAAUCAAUGACGCCUCAUUAUAAUGUUUGGAUCCACUGGCUCAGACCAAAGGUCCUUUGUCUUGCCUUUACCGUUGCAGGCCAACUUUCCGUCAACGUUCGGACAGAAUCAAAGCCCACUCUGGAAAUCUUCUUGGUAUUCAUCAUCUUUUAU
Tarenaya hassleriana is the source of this 4620-nucleotide messenger RNA. Its product is annotated as DExH-box ATP-dependent RNA helicase DExH3. Gene Ontology annotation, cellular component: intracellular anatomical structure; nucleus. NCBI's taxonomy places the organism in Eukaryota, Viridiplantae, Streptophyta, Magnoliopsida, Brassicales, Cleomaceae. Gene Ontology annotation, molecular function: RNA binding. The transcript has 20 exons. The record is from RefSeq and is a predicted model, not a curated record. Bases 932 to 4387 code for a protein of 1151 amino acids.